AUGUCUACCGCGUGGAUCAACUUUAUCAACGAACUAGAUCCGAACGGCAAGGAAGACAUUGGGCUGCCAAAGAACGAGACAUGGCCAAAGUACGACCGAACGGCUGGUGGAGGCGUGGGGAGGAACAUUGUGUGGGAUUUGGACGGCGCAUUCGUUGAGAUGGAUGACUGGCGGGCCGAAGGGAUCAACUGGAUGAUUGAGAACGCCAUGACCGUCUUUGGGACGUAA
This is a messenger RNA of Hirsutella rhossiliensis, 228 nucleotides long. RefSeq lists its product as uncharacterized. The transcript has a single exon. The record is from RefSeq and is a predicted model, not a curated record. Bases 1 to 228 code for a protein of 75 amino acids. Lineage: Eukaryota; Fungi; Ascomycota; Sordariomycetes; Hypocreales; Ophiocordycipitaceae.